GUGUGCCCAGCUGGCGGAGGUGGGCAGCUCCGCUGAGGCCGCACCCGCUCCUGGUGGAGAGAGCCCAGUGCCGAGAGCAGGCUUUCCCCAGUCCCCGGCCUUCCCCCGCAAACUCGCCUCUGCUGACCCCGAGGACGCGGCCCGGACUGGCCAUGGGCAACGAGCAGAGCGCCUCGGAGAGCCAGAGGACCUCGUCAGCUCCGAGUCCGGGAUCCCUACAGCCACCCAGGAACAGUCAGAACGCAGAGAGGAAGCCGGAGGAGCAGCCCCGAAGCGCGGACCCUGGAGACUCGCCCAGCGUCGCGCACGGAGGCGCCUGCACCGCUCCUGAGGGCGCGGCCGGCCAGGAUCCCGGCAUUGCAUCCCUGGAGGUGACUGAGCUGAGGAAGCACCCACAGGAAGCCGGGGGCCCAGGCGGCUCUCCACGGCCCAGCCCGCCAGCGCCCCGGGAGCCAGAGAGCACCGCCAGCUGCAUGCCCGGGGCCGAGGACCCCCCCGGAGCUCACGCCAGCAGCCCCCCCACGACGCCUGAGGACCGGCCCCCUGUUCAGCCCCUCGCUCCGCACCCCGGGGGGCAGCCUUCUCCAGGUGCCGAGGGAGACGGCCUGGCAGCGCUCGCCCCUUCCGGAGGGCGGAUGGAGGGGGCACCGGGCGGGGAGGCCGGCCAGCCCUGUGGCGUCCCGUCCCAGAGGGAAGAGCCUGCAGGUGACCUCGCUCCGCCCGCCUCUGGGCGGGGGGCCGCUUCUGUCCCGGUGCCCCCUACGAGCCCUCCUGCAGCCCCGUCCGGCCAGGGGAGCUCAGCGGGCCUGGAGCAGUGCCCCCCGAGGUCUGAGCCCCCCAGCCCCCAGGAGCCACCCCCCAGAACCCCCGGCGGAGGGAGCUGCUCAGCAGAGAGGCCGCACCAGGAUUUCGGCGCGGACUUGGGGGCCUGCCGCCCCACGGGGAGCAUCUCUGGGGCCGCCCCCCAGGAAAGCCGCCAGGACCCGUCGCCUCCUGCCCUGGCGCCGGGGGCUGGGGGCUCUGGGCCGGAGACUGUAGAUGCCAGUGAUGCUCAGUGCCCCUCAGAGACACGGGUGCCCGGAGCCACGCCCCGUGAUGCCGUCGGCAUGUCCGCGGGGGGCCCACCCGAGGGGGCUCUGCUCGUGGGCACCCAGGAGCCACAUCCCGCCGCCCCGCCCGCCGCUCAGGCCCCCGUGGCCGCAGAGGAGACGGUGUCCGGCCCCGAGGUGCCCGCGCUUACUGAUUCGGCCCAAGAGCCGGCAGAUGCGGGGUUGGCCAGACAGGAGCCCCCGUCAGAUCUCAGAGGUGUGGGGGACGACCCUGCCCGUGCGCCCCAGAAGGAGAGCGGGAAGCCCUGGGACACGGAGCCAAGCCACGAAGUCCAGCAGGGGGUGCUGCCCCCGCCCCCCAGUGCAUCGGAUGAAGGCGCCAGCCAGUCACCGGGGCCACAGGAUGAGGCCAGGGCCCCUGAUGGUCCCGGGGGAGAGGAGCCGGGCCCGGAGCCUCCUGGCGGGGCAGAUCCUGGGGACCUGGGGGGAGAGCAGCCCCAGGCCCUCGGCGGCAGGCCUGACCCCCAGAUGGAGAAGGAGGAGGCCUCCCAGGUGACCAGUGACGGGAGCCAACGUGGGGCCGGGGACUUGCUCAUUCUGGGGCACCACCAGCAGGACAGCCCGGCCCGUCUGGGGCGCCCAGGACCAGCAGCUGUGCCCUCGGGGUCCCCGGCAACCCCCCAGCAGCCAGGCCAGCCAGGGCCAGACGCCGCGGCCUCUGAGGUGCCCGGGGAGGAGGCUCGGCCGCGUGAACGUGAGCGAGAGGCCUCUCGGGGUGACCCAGGCCCUGCGGUCCCGGGUGCAGACCCUCCCCAAGUCCACGCGCCCCGGGCACCGCGGGAGGAUGCGAGCCUGCCCACCCGCGGAGGAGAGGGGCCGGCCUCCACGUCGGAGUGUCAGAGGGAGCUCCCCAAGGACGGGCUGCCUGGCGCCCCGAGUUCAGGCCCCAGGGACUCGGAGCCGGAGAAUCCAGCGAUGGAGCAGUCAGAGCUGCCCGCGCUCGGGGGGCCUGGGCCAGAGGCGGCGGGCAGUGCCAGCCAGGCCUCCGGGGCCCUGCUUCCUGCCGCGGACCCCCCGCAGGCCGCGCCCCUGGCAGGGGGCCUGGGCACCCCGGAGAGCCGUGCCGGGCAGGGCCCUCCCAGGUCCCGGCAGGAGCCUGGAGCGCGGGAGGCCGGAAGCCAGCGUGGAGCAGCGUGUCCGGGCGACGCGGGCGAGUCUGAAGCCGAGGAGGCUUGGCCCCCAGGCCAGGGCGUGGGCACCACGCAGGGGACAAGUGGGAACACGGUGGGGGCCCCGCCUCGUGGGCCUGACUCAGGAGCUCCGGGGGGUGCAGCGUGCUGCCUGCCCGCCCCGGCGCCCGCCCGCCCCGGCCUCACACCCACAUGGGGUUCCCCGGAGAGGGAGGCCGGGGGUGAACCCCAGGACGGCGCCCCACAGCCGGUGCUCGCCCUGCGGGAGGAGAUGGACACAGAGGCCCCGGACCGUCUCGGACGUCGCCCACCCGCGGAGGAGCCGGGUAUGGAAGGUGCGGCUGCCCGGGCCGCUGGGGACGCUGACAGAGGGGACCUCGGGGUGCAGCGGCCUCCAGACCAGCCAGGACGAGGCACUCUGAGCAGUGGCACCCUUCACCCCGAGCAGCGGCCCUGCCCCGGGGAGCAGGCUCCUGCCCCGCGUGAAGCCAGCCACACCAAGCUGCCCUCUGCCAGCACCGUGGGCACUCCCGCGGCCCAGGUGGACACUCCCUCUGCCAGCACUAUGGGCACUCCCACGGCCCAGGUGGGCACUCCCGCGGCCCAGGUGGACACUCCCACGGCCCAGGUUGACACUCCCGCGGCCCAGGUGGGCACUCCUGCAGCCCAGGUGGACACUCCCACGGCCCAGGUGGACACUCCCACGGCCCAGGUGGACACUCCCGCGGCCCAGGUGGGCACUCCUGCAGCCCAGGUGGACACUCCCACGGCCCAGGUGGGCACUCCCUCUGCCAGCACUAUGGACACUCCCGCGGCCCAGGUGGGCACUCCCUCUGCCAGCACUAUGGACACUCCCGCGGCCCAGGUGGACACUUCCGCGGCCAGCACUGUGGACACUCCCACGGCCCAGGUGGACACUCCCUCUGCCAGCACUAUGGACACUCCCGCGGCCCAGGUGGACACUCCCGCGGCCCAGGUGGGCACUCCCACGGCCCAGGUGGGCACUCCCACGGCCCAGGUGGACACUCCCACGGCCCAGGUGGACACUCCCGCGGCCCAGAUGGACACUCCCUCUGCCAGCACUAUGGACACUCCCGCGGCCCAGGUGGACACUCCCGCGGCCCAGGCUGUUCCCAGCCCAGAGCGGCUCCUGCCCGCGGGGCCCCCGGCGGAGGCUGCCCGGGACACCCCUCACCUGCAUAUCGAUGGCGCCCCCAGGGAAGGGGCAGAAGACGGUCCCGGCGGUGAAGGCCCUUGUCCCGCGGUGGAGCCCCUGUCUGCCUCAGGAAAUGUCACCUCCGCCUCCCGGACGCUGGCUGCCGGCCCCCUCGCCUCCCUCGCGCUGCCCGGGGCAGCCGGUGGCGCUGACCCUGUGGCCGGGGCCUCCGAGGGGCCUGGGGACCCCGUGCCCGACCUGGACAGCAUGUCGCCUCCGGCCAGUGGGGAGCAGAGGACGGGGGAGGAGAACGCAGCUCCUGGAGCCGGCCCCCGGGCCCCCGCGGUCCCUGCGAGCCCUGGCAGUGAGCGGGGCCCGGAGCGCAGCGGGGACAGGACGGAGGGGCCUCCCCAGGACCCAGGCGGGGGCGCCUCGGGUGCGGUGGACGCCAGCCCCAGGCAGAGCGGCCCCACCGCCGGGUUCCCCGACUUCAGGGAGCACAUCACCAAGAUCUUUGAGACGUCUGUGCGCGGAGCCCUGGCCGACCGGCCCCAGCGCGCACCUGCACCUGGGGAAAAGGCGGGGGCCCCCAGGAGCAUGGGGGGCAAGGACCUCGAUGGGCUACUGAGCCCAGGGAAGCUUCCAGAUGGGACUCCAGCCGCGGCCACAGCCCCUGCCCUCGCCCCGCCCGCUGGCCUCCGCGUGGACGCAGGGCCGGGCUUGGGGCAGGACCCGCCAGGUGCCCAGGCAGGCAAGGUCGUGGCUGGGCGCCCACCGGUGCCGAGGGACAGCGGGCAGCCGGAGGGGGGCAGCGGCCGGCAGGAAGCAGCCUCGGGUCCUUCCUCGCCGGAGGCCCCGGUGGAGGAAGCUGCUGGCGCGCAGGCGGCUGCCCGGAGCCACGGGGAAGGGGCCUCGGAUCCAGACGACAGAAUUCCUUCUGGAGAGCAGCACCGGCCUCGAGCAGAGGGCGCCUGGGGCCCUGCCCCGCCCGCAGCUCCCGGGGACGUGCCCUCGUCCACCUCUGCCCUGGGGGCCCCUCCUCCCCGUGGCGAUGCUCUGACCGGGGCCGAGGCCGCCCCCGAGCCCUGCCUGGCGGGUGAGAGGCGUGGCGGUGCUGCUGGGAUCUCGGAAACACAGAAGCCAGCAGCAGCGGGGGACGCCCCCCCGGGGCCCGGCCUGGCGGCAGGAGGUGCCGUCGCUCUGAGCACAGCUGAGACCGGGGCCCGUGCACCCGGGGAUUUUCCGGGGGCAGGUGCCAGGAGGAUGCCCUCUGGAGUGCCUGCCGCCUGGGGACCGCCCGGGGGCCCGGGCAGCCCCGAGGGGCCCCAGCAGCCCGCGCCCGAGCUGCCCACUCCCCUGGGGGCCAGGAAGGCAGGCGUCGCCUCACCUCCAGAACCUGAAGAAGCCGGGGACCCCCACCUGGCCCCGGAGGCCGCCCGCGAGCAGAGCACCUCCCCGGCCGCUGCCCGUGCCGCUGGCCCUCCGCCGGCCUCAGGACCUGCCCCUCCGCCCUCCGCCUCGGCUGCUGAUGGCGUAGAAGCCUCGUCCUGCCAGGGUGCGGCCACGGACCUGGGCAGGAGUUCUGACUCGGAAGAAGCCUUUGAGACCCCGGAGUCGACGACCCCUGUCAAAGCCCCCCCGGCCCCGCCCCCGCCGCCCCCGGAGGUCGUCCCGGAGCCGGAGGUCAGCGCGCCCCCCUCCCCGGAAGAACCAGGCGGCGCCGAGCCGGCCCCCGGCCCCGAUGGCCCGUGCGGCGCCCCCGCGGAAGGCAGCCCGCUCCGGCCCCCCGCCCACUCCUGCUCCGCCGUCUUCGACGAGGACAAGCCCAUAGCCAGCAGCGGGGCCUACAACCUGGACUUCGACAGCAUCGAGCUGGUCGACCACGCCCGGAGCUCGGGGAGCCCCGCGGGCGCGCGGAGGAGGUCCCGGGACGCCGGGCCCCCCGCCCGGGCCGCGCUGCCCCGCUCCCUCAGCCUGCAGGCCGGCGACCUCGAUGGUGCUUCCUGCUCGGGCGACGCCGAGGCCGCGGCCCCGGCCCCCGAAGCGAACGGCGACUGUGGUUCCCUCAGGCGGACGAAGAAGCCGCGGCCGCCUUCCCUGAAACGCAAACAGCCCCCCGCGCCGGCCGAGGAGAGCCCCGGGCCCGGCGCCCCCGAGACAGACACGGCGUCUGCCCCCCCGGAAGCUCCCGCACCCGCCUCCGCCGAGGAGGCCCCCCCGGAACCCGCCGCCGUGCCCACGGCCGCCUGCCCUGCGGACGCGGUGGGCGCAGACGUGGCCGUCCCCCCGGGAGGGGGCAGAGCGCAGAACUCACCCCCUGUCGGCAGGAGAGCGGUGCCCCCGGCCCCCGAGGCGGUGGGGGUGACCCCAGCAGAGAGCGGGGCCCCCGAGGAUCCCCCGGCCAGAGGGCUCUCCGUGCGGCUGGAGUUUGACUAUUCGGAGGACGGCGUGCAGGAGACCGCCCCCGCCCCCAAAAAGCUGGGCAGGAAGCCGGCCGCCAGGAUGCCCCAGCGGAGGCCGAAGGCAAAGAAGGGCCCCGAGAAGCUGGACGGCGCCCCGGCCUCGCCCCCCAGGUCCCCCGCCGAGCCCGGCGACACCCCCGUCGCCCGAGGCUCCUAUACCUUCGACAUCGACAAGUGGGACGACCCCAGCUUCAACCCCUUCUCUUCCGCCUCGAAAAUGCAGGAGUCCCCCAAGCUGCCCCCGCCGUCCUACGGCUUUGCCCCCGACGCCUGCGGGGAGCCGGCCGACCCCUGUCCGGCCCCCGGCUCGCCUUCUAAGUGCCCGGCCUCCUUUGAGAUCCCCGUCGGCGCCCCCGACGGCCACGGCGUGGACGGGGACGGGCUGAGCAAGCCGGCCAAGAAGAAGAAGACGCCGCUGAAGACUGACACGUUUAGGGUGAAGAAGUCGCCAAAGCGGUCCCCUCUCUCGGACCCACCCUCUCAGGACCCCACGCCCGCGGCCACGCCGGAGACGCCGCCGGUGAUCUCGGCCGUGGUCCACGCAACGGACGAGGAGAAGCUGGCGGUCACCGGCCAGAAGUGGACGUGCAUGACGGUGGACCUGGAGGCCGACAAGCAGGACUUCCCGCAGCCCUCGGACCUGUCCUCCUUCGUCAGCGAGACCCAGUUCAGCUCCCCCACCGAGGAGCUGGACUACAGGAACGCCUACGAAAUCGAGUACAUGGAGAAAAUCGGCUCCUCCUUGCCCGACGACGACGCCCCGAAGAAGCAAGCCCUGUACCUGGUGUUCGACACGUCGCAGGAGAGCCCGGUCAAGUCUCCGCCCGCCCGGAUGUCCGAGUCCCCGACGCCGUGCUCGGGGCCGAGCUUCGAGGAGGCCGAAGCCCUUGUGAACGCUGGGGUGAAGGGCCCCCCUCCGGCCCCCCGAGGGCUGGCCCCCAGCCAGGAGCCGCACCUGCCGGGGCCGGGGCCGGCGCCGGAGAAGCCCUCCCAGAGGGAGCUGGAGGCCAGGGCCACGGGCGCCGCGGCCGAGGGGAUCGAACUGGCAGCUCCGGAGGGCGCCUUUGCCUCCGCGGACGCCCUGCUCAGCAGGCUGGCCGACCCGGCCUCGCUCUGCGGCGCGCUCGACUACCUGGAACCCGACUUAGCGGAGAAGAACCCGCCCGUGUUUGCUCAGAAACUGCAGGAGGAGCUAGAGUUCGCUGUCAUGCGGAUCGAGGCGCUGAAGCUGGCCCGGCAGAUCGCGCUGGCUUCCCGCAGCCGCCAGGACGCGAAGAGAGAAGCCGCUCACCCAGCAGAGGUCUCCAUCUCCAAGGCAGCCCUGUACUCCCGCCUCGGGACCGCGGAGGCCGAGAAGGGCCCGGGCCUCCUCUUCCCGCCGCCGCCCGACCUGGACUCCGCGCUGCAGGUCGCCCGGGCAGAGGUCCUCGCCAAGGAGAGAGAGGUCUCCGAGUGGAAGGCCAAGUACGAGGAGAGCCGGCGCGAGGUCAUGGAGAUGAGGAAGAUCGUGGCCGAGUACGAGAAGACCAUCGCUCAGAUGAUAGGCAAGCCCGAGGACGAGCAGCGGGAGAAGUCGGUCUCCCACCAGACGGUGCAGCAGCUGGUCCUGGAGAAGGAGCAGGCCCUGGCCGACCUGAACUCCGUGGAGAAGUCCCUGGCCGACCUCUUCCGGAGGUACGAGAAGAUGAAGGAGGUGCUGGAGGGCUUCCGCAAGAACGAAGAGGUGCUGAAGAAGUGCGCGCAGGAGUACCUGUCCCGCGUGAAGAAGGAGGAGCAGCGGUACCAGGCCCUGAAGGUGCACGCGGAGGAGAAGCUGGACAGGGCCAACGCUGAGAUUGCCCAGGUCCGGGGCAAGGCCCAGCAGGAGCAGGCCGCCUACCAGGCCAGCCUGCGGAAGGAGCAGCUGCGGGUGGACGCCCUGGAGCGGACGCUGGAGCAGAAGAAUAAGGAGAUCGAAGAACUCACCAAGAUCUGCGAUGAGCUCAUCGCCAAAAUGGGGAAAAGCUAACUUUGAACCGAACCUCUGGCCUCGACCGUUGCGUGCAAUAUGCCCGUCGGCGCCCGGCCGUGCUCCCAGCCGGGGCAGGCGGUUCCCGCCGCGGACGCUGCCGGUCCCUCGCUCAGCCCCGGGGACGUGGCCGCACGCAGUGCGAGGGGACCGGCGGGACGUCUUGCCAUCGGGUUGCGUUUUCCCCGGGAUCGCUCGUAGCGCGUUGACCUCAGAGUUCCCGCGUCGGGGAGAUGGUCCGAGUCUCUCGCGAGGGACGCGGCGCUGACCCGGGCCUUGCCCUUUGACCCCGAGUUCCCGGGGGAGUGGCUCUGGGGUUUGAUACAGACACGUACAGCGUGCACAGGGACUCUUGCCUUAAGGAGUGGACACUUCGCCCGCGGCUGCCGAUUCGUUUUAAAGAAGAGAAAAUGCAUGUUCGAGUUCAGGUCUCUGUUGUAAAUAAAAGCUUUUCUUGGAUCUUGGCAA
Molecule: messenger RNA, 8333 nt
Organism: Eptesicus fuscus (big brown bat)
Lineage: Eukaryota; Metazoa; Chordata; Mammalia; Chiroptera; Vespertilionidae
Gene: TACC2
Product: transforming acidic coiled-coil containing protein 2
Exons: 30
Coding region: 153-7865 (2570 amino acids)
Biological process (GO): cerebral cortex development; cell population proliferation; mitotic spindle organization
Cellular component (GO): cytoplasm
Source: RefSeq, a predicted model, not a curated record